AUGUUCGGUUCAAAUCGCUCAAUGUUUGGCGGUGGUACAAAUACAUCUCAACCAUUUGGUUCAACAGCCUCCACUACUACACCUGCAUUCGGUGGAUUAGGAAACAAUUCCAACCCCCAAUCUAAUGCUCAAUCUGGAUUCGGUGGGUUUGGUAACACUAGUAACUCAAAUACCGGGAUGUUCGGUAACACCAAUGCCAAUACGCAAACAAACAGCGCUGGUGGUGGAUUAUUUGGUCAACCUGUAGCAAAUACAGCUAACUCUCCCUUUGGUUCCUUAUCAAACAAUACCAAUACUACUAAUACUAAUGCAUUCGGUAGUGGCGCUGGUACAGCAUCUAAUAAUGCAUUUGGUGCCAAUACUUCCACAGCAUCUCCCUUCGGAAUGAAUAAACCAACAGUAGGUGGAGGUUUGUUUGGUCAAUCAAAUAAUACUCAAAACUCAAUGUUCGGUCAACAACAACAACAACAACAACCGGGGCAGACAAAUGCUUUCGGGCAACCUAAACCUAUGACUAAUGCGUUCGGAUCUGCUUCAAAUUCAGCAGGAAGUGCUACUGGUUCCACUGGUUUGUUCGGUGGAGCUUUAAAUACAAAUGCUGGAGGAGGAGGAGGAGGUUUGUUUGGUCAAAAUAAUAAUGCUAACCGUGUGGGUACCGGUGCAGGUAUGUUUGGUCAAAAUCAACAAACAGCGGGAGGACUCUUUGGUCAAAAUCAACGAAAUAAUCAACAGCAACAGCAAGGAGCAACAGGAGGAGGAUUGUUUGGUCAAUCAAAUGCAACUAAUACAGGUAUGGGGAUGUUUGGAAACCAACAAAACAAUCAACAACAGCAAGGAAGAGGAGGGAUGUUCGGUCAAGCAAAUACUCAACAACAAAGCGGAGGCAUGUUUGGUCAAUCCGCAAAUAAUUCGAACCAACUUGGCGGAGGCUUAUUUGGAAAUCGACAACCACAGCAACAGCAACAAGGUACAGGUUUAUUUGGUCAACAACAACAACAACCGCAACAAAAUACUGCCUCAGGAGGAUUGUUUGGCAGUAAACCAACAAAUACAGGUCUUUUUGGACAAAAUAACAUGCAACAACAACAACAGCAACCAUUUGGUGCAGCUGCAAAUCAACAAUCAACUGGACUAUUCGGUUCAAAUACCAACACUCAAACAUCAGGCGGCGGUUUAUUUGGUAAUGCAAACCAACAACAACAAGCACCUGGUGUAUUCGGACAAGCAAACAAUACUGGAAUGGGUGGUACAACAUCUGGUGGUUUAUUUGGUGCUAAACCUAAUGCAACACCAACGGGUUUAUUUGGGCAAUCCAAUAAUACUAAUACAUUAGGCGGAAUGGGUUCUACAGGUGGUGGUUUGUUUGGUCAACAACAACAACAGCAACCACAAACACAACAGCAAGGAACACUUGGCGGGGGGUUAUUUGGUAAUAAACCUACUUCACAACCAUCUACAGGUGGUUUAUUUGGUCAAGCAAACACUAAUCAACAACCUUCUCAAUUUGGUCAAAAUACCGUUACAACAGGCGGCGGUUUAUUCGGUCAACAACCACAGACAGGUACAACAGGUGGUGGUGGUCUAUUUGGUGCAAAUACUAAUACAAAUACUACUCAAUUAGGCGGUGGAAUGGGACAAGGGGCUACCCCAAAUAACACCACAGGUGGCGGCUUAUUUGGUGCCACUAAUAAUGCAAACACAGGUGGUAUACUUGGCGGUAAUACAGCAAACAAUGCAACUGGUGGAUUAUUUGGAAAUAAUAAACCGACCUUAGGUGGUGCUACGAACACAACUAGUACCGGUGGAUUAUUUGGCAAUAAAGCUGCUUUAGGUAGUACCACAACAACAGCAGGUCAAAGUGGUAGUCUGUUUGGAGCAGCAAAACCUGUUGCUACUGCUCCUACUGGAAAUUUAGGUGGUCUCUUUGGUAGUAAGCCAGCUACUACUGGUUUGAGCAACACGAAUGCACCUCCUUCAACUGCCACAAGUACAACAACUUCAAGUCUAGGAACAGGGUUGUUUGGAGCAAAGCCUACGACUGCCCAAGGUUUACAAUUGAAUGCACCACAAGCACAAACACAAGGUCAAGGCCAAGGGCAACUACAGGAGCAACCCCCAGUUGAUAAUAAUUUAUUUAAAACUGUUAAUCUUCCAAGUUCAAUAACUAAUUCUACUAAUCCAACGACCGGUAAAGUCAACGCGGAAGUGAAAAGAAAUGCAACAUUAUCAACUAUGUAUAGAUCAUCCCCAAAACCGCUAUUCAGUACAAAGAAAAUUAGAAAUCAUUCAUUAAACAGAUUUGCUGCUGCUCCUUCUCCUGCACCUUCACCUUUACUAAAGGAAUCGUCAUCGCCUCUUCCAGGAACAGUCGAUAAUGAAACAGCAUUCUCAAUAUUCCAGGAGUUUCUUGGUUACCCAAAUAGCAAGGAAAAUAGCAAUGAUAUUGGUGCUAAAUCAUCGCUUGCAUUCCAACCAGAUAAAGAAUCUCUAAAGCAUUUGAUUUUAAAUUCAAGAAGGACAGCAAAAAUGGAAGGUGUAUCAUCACAAACUAAAAACGUUAAACUUGCUGAACCUUCUUCUACGUAUGAUACAUCGAAAAGUAAUGAUUCAAAACAAAACUCUGAUAAUAACUUAGCUGUAAAUGAUCCUCGAGGAAUCGAUAAGGAGCCAAAGAAAACUCCAAUAAGUAUAUUUGACCCAAAAAGCAGCUCUUCCGUAUCUAAUGAUGGGAAAGUACCUUUACCAUCUCCUUCCACUUCAUUAUCUCCUGAAUCAUCAUUGGCAGUUCAAACAAUAAAAAAGCCAAAGGAUGAUAUUUCAUUCCUUGGAAAUGGGUACUAUAUUUCCCCAUCUAUUGACAGUUUGAAAUCGAAAACUUUAGUUCAAUUACGUACAGUGUCAAAUUUAAAAGUUGGUCAUGAGGUAUUUGGUAAAGUCGAAUUUUUGAAACCGGUUGAUUUAUCUAAUAUAUUGAUUGAUUCCAUAUGUGGUAAACUAGUUCAAUUUGAACCAAGAAGUUGUUUCAUUAGUAAACCAACAUCUCAACGAGUUGCUAAGGGUGAAGGGAUGAACGUUCCAGCAAGAAUAACUAUAUACAAUUGUUUCCCUGUUGAUAAAUCCACAAGGAAGCCAAUAAAAGACAUAAAUCAUCCACUUGUUAAGAGACAUAUCAUGAGUAUGAAGAAAAAUAAUGGUACAAAAUUUGAAAGCUAUGAUCCAUUAGUUGGGACUUAUGUUUUCGUCUGUGAAGCUCCAAUUGAAGACUAG
Molecule: messenger RNA, 3267 nt
Organism: Naumovozyma dairenensis CBS 421
Lineage: Eukaryota; Fungi; Ascomycota; Saccharomycetes; Saccharomycetales; Saccharomycetaceae
Gene: NUP100
Product: FG-nucleoporin NUP100
Exons: 1
Coding region: 1-3267 (1088 amino acids)
Biological process (GO): post-transcriptional tethering of RNA polymerase II gene DNA at nuclear periphery; protein import into nucleus; RNA export from nucleus
Cellular component (GO): nuclear pore cytoplasmic filaments; nuclear pore
Molecular function (GO): structural constituent of nuclear pore
Source: RefSeq, a predicted model, not a curated record